Messenger RNA from Geodia barretti, 294 nucleotides. The record is from the annotation of a GenBank genome assembly. Lineage: Eukaryota; Metazoa; Porifera; Demospongiae; Tetractinellida; Geodiidae.
AUGUCUCGAAAUCUUCGACACAGCUCGGAGAGGUUGGCCAACAUACUCAACUCGGCGCCGUUCCCCGGCCAGGCGGAGGAGCUGAAGCGGUUUCUCUCCGAGUACCAGUCGAACGGGUACUCCCUCAGCGUCCUCAUCAACUACAACAUCCCGCGCUACAACGGGCGGACACUGGUACACAUUGCAGGCAACAACGGACUCUGCAGCUGCUGUAUAGCUACUUACAUGCAGGAAAAGAGGACUCUAGCUACACAAUUCAAGCUUGUGUCAGCAGACCUUUACCAUAGCAGGUAG